Molecule: messenger RNA, 873 nt
Organism: Colletotrichum lupini
Lineage: Eukaryota; Fungi; Ascomycota; Sordariomycetes; Glomerellales; Glomerellaceae
Exons: 6
Coding region: 1-873 (290 amino acids)
Cellular component (GO): mitochondrion
Source: RefSeq, a predicted model, not a curated record
AUGAUGGCAUUCUCCUGGGUCGUCAUGCGGCGCAGUCUCAGCAUCGGCCUGACUUCACGGCGUACAUUUUCCUCGCAAAGAAGGUUGACGUUGUCUUAUGACCUGCAUGAGCCCAGCAAGCGACCUGUCGGCGGGUCCUCCAACCCCAUCAUUUUUCUUCACGGUCUCUUCGGAUCCAAGAAGAACAACAGGAGUAGACCAGUGUAUGCCUUGGAUCUACGCAACCAUGGCGAAUCGCCUCACGCGAAGCAGCACGACUAUGUCCAUAUGGCGGACGACGUUGCUGCAUUCAUUGACCAGCAUGGACUGACGCUGCCCUCAGUCAUCGGCCACUCGAUGGGAGCCAAGGCUGCCAUGACCCUUGCUCUGAAGUCACCCGAACUCGUGCAAGAUAUCAUAGCGGUUGACAAUGCGCCUGUCGAUGCUGUCUUGGAGAGCUCAUUUAGCAAGUACAUCCAGGGUUUGAAGAGAAUUGAAGCAGCGAACAUCACGAAGCAGGCUGAAGCAGACGAAAUCCUGAAGGAUUACGAGGACUCUCUUCCUAUUCGCCAGUUUCUUCUGGGUAAUUUGUAUCGGCCAGAGGCUGGCAAGCCGCAGCAAAAGUUCCGGGUGCCCCUCGACAUCAUCAGUCGGUCCUUAAUCCACAUGGGAGAUUUCCCAUUCAAGGACCCGACGAAGACUCGCUUCGAAAAGCCUGCCCUAUUUGUUCGGGGAACCAAAAGCAAGUACGUGCCUGAUGACGUCCUGCCGACGGUUGGGCAAUUUUUCCCCAAGUUUCGACUAGUAGAUCUUGAUGCCGGGCACUGGUGCAUUUCGGAGAAACCUGAGGAGUUUCGUCAAGCGGUCGUUGAGUUCCUAAAGAACCAAGACUAA